CUGACAUUUGUCAAUUUGAGAAGUGAAACGUCAUAGUGCGGUCUUUUGUGUGUUGAUCUCUAGCGUUUUUCAGCAGAUUUUUCCAGUUUUUGAACGGUAUUUAUUUUAUUAUCUGGCUUCCAGAUGAUGUCGGUAUUUGGAUCGUUGAUGGGAGAUAUGGAAGCCGAUCCGAUAUUUGGGUCUCACAUGCGUCAGAUGCGCCAGAUGAGCAACAUGAUGAAUUCCCUAUUCUCUGACCCAUUUGGCAUGAUGCGUGGUGGAUCCAUGUAUGAUGACUUUGAGAAUAGAGCAUUGGUCCAUCACCGUCACAAUGCACUGAUGUCUCCCUUUGGUAUGCCAAUGAUGCCCAACUUCAACCGCUUGCUCAGUGGAUCUUUAGAUUCUAUGAACCACCCUGGCAAUUUUAGCAGCUCUAGCACUGUCAUCAGCAUGACUUCUGGGCCAGAUGGACGCCCACAGCAGGUCUAUAAAGCAACAUCUAGUACCAGGGUUGGCCCUGAUGGAAUAAAAGAAACCCAGAAGACUGUUGAAGACUCGGCUACUGGAACCAAAAAGAUGUCCAUAGGUCAUCACAUUGGUGAAAGGGCUCAUAUUAUUGAGAAAGAACAAAAUGUAUUUACUGGUGAUAGAGAGGAAAGAGAAGAUCUGAUUAACAUAGAAGAUGAUGAAAAAGAAGAGUUUGAUAUAGAAUGGGACCAGAAAGCGAGAAGAGCCGAGAUACCAAGGAUAAGUGGUAUUCCUAGAAACAGGCACUCUUAUGCCGGACAUACAUCUGCACCACUUGCUAUCACAGCUGGUCCUAGCAUAACUGGCAGUAGAAGACACCAUCACAGAAGCACAUUGGAAGAACAAUCAUCGAAGCAUCCAUUGAUAAAAGGCCGGAGAAGUAUCAGGUCAUCACCAAAGCCUGUUUCGGGCGCGUCUAGGUUAUCACGACAGUACUAGAAACAAUUCUAUAUUAACGCCCCCUCUCUUUGAUCUACCAUGUGAACCACCAAUCUCGAGCACCAUAUAGUGUUCCAAGUCAUUCACAAGGACAGCAACCAAGAAAAAGCAAGAAUGUGAAAACGGUAUCGGGUACCUCUCCCAAUCAUGACAACUAAGUGUUUGCAAGUUGAUGUAUUUUCCUCAUUGUUACACACUCUGUAGCACAAUUGUCAGAUUCUUGCGGAGCGAUAUUUUGAAUACUUGGUUUCACAAUUUAUGUGUUUUUGCUAUGCAUUGCAGCUUAACUAUUUGUUUCAAGUUAAUUUUGACCUUGACGUAUUGCAAUUGAGAUGAUUUCUAAGUCGUUCGUACUUCGCGAAUACGUAGUUCGGUAACAUAUUCCACCUAAAGAUAGUCAAUGAACUGUGUUUCCAGUUCAAAAACGAUCUGAAAUACGUUUGCGCCAUCUAUUCCUCAUAAUUCCUCACUCUCUAUGUGGCUGAACGUAAAAACUGGUAAAUGUCUAUUGAUUUUGAUUGUAGCCUCAACCAAUAAAUGGUUAUGCUACAGGAAAACCUGUGCCGUCUCAUUUUUAACUAUCCUAUAAACAUAGCUCUAAAGAUUGCAGAAACCCGUUGAUUAACCAACAACUAACAAGCAAAGAUAAGCUGAAUUUAUAAUUGUAUUUCGCGUUUUGACUUGCAAUAGGACAAUUUUGUUGUGCAUCUAUAAUAAAAUAUGGCUAAUAGACAGUAUGUUUAAUCCAACUAUAACAUUUUUCUUGAAAUUGGGGAUAGAUAGGUAAGAAAUGCUGCUAAUGUUGAAUUAUUGUUUUAUACGAGAAGCCAGGAACCCCUGAGAAGUCCAUUGACUGUGAAAAACGUUUUUUCUCUAAUGUAAUUUUGAAAUCAGGUACAAGGAAAGGUGUUAGUUCGCUUUGUAUCAUCUGGAAAAAAACUACGGAACUGUACCAUAAUGAUCAUGGUGACAUUUGUUUGAGAGACUUCUUUCCUCUUAUACUGUAAACUAUGACAAAGGCUAAACAUGAUCCAGAUUGUUUAUAAAUCCAGAGUUCCAUCAUAAUAUUGGUGGACAUAAUAGCAACAUGGUGAAACGACAAAUCGCUAGAGAAAAGGUUUCACUAUAAGCUGCGCGAGUCUAUUUGGGCAAGAAGGCAGUGACCACAUGGUAUUUUUGAAUUCCAGGCCCUAAGGUCUUUUGGACUGAAUUCUGGUAAUUUGAGAGAAAUUCCGCGGGUUUUAAUUUUGUGACACUUGAUACCCCAAACAAUAAUAUCGUUUGUAUAUAUAUACAGUGUAGUAUUUGUGUUGUCACUUAGCUGUCACUAAACACAAAAAUGCAUUUGUGAGUCUCCGUAAAUUAUGAUUCCAAGUAUAAGCAAAAAUUUGAUUGAUAUUAAACUGACUCAGUAUUUAUUUUGCAUUGGUUAUCGUUUACAUGAUAUCGUUUUCUUACUCCGAGAUUUUGUUUGAACCGGGUGCCAAAAAUUUUCAGAUCGACAUUGGAGCUUUUUUUAAUUCUAUUUUUAUUAUUUUGAAAUAGGUGCUGUUCACGAACAUUCUAAAUAUUUUCUAUGUAUGUUUUAUCAAUAAAUGUAUGGUACUGGGUGACAGUAGAUUGGUUUUCUUUAUAAAAUAUUUAUUUCAGUAUCUGAAAGCAUCUUCAAUAAUACAUUGGAACAAUGUUGGCAAGAUUAGCUUAGGAAGUAGAAGGUAGCAACGCCUUGGACUGUGUUAAAGUACAAUACAAUAUUGACAGUAGUUAAAACAUUUUCAGUUUUUAAGAUGCAGGAUAUAUUUGAUAUUUCCUCAAUAUCACAUUUUGGAAGAUGGUAGAUGUGUAUUGAAACACUUUUGUUGACAAAGGAGGUCUCCUCGCAAACAUGGUACCGACUACUUUACCCUAGAAGACAUAAAUAUUAAAAGAAUAUGUUAAAAAUAAAGUCCUGAGCGUGCGGUAUGAAAAAAUCACGAAAUCAAAGCGUUCUACUAUAAUCUUCGUACAACAAUUGCAGAAUGCUUGCUAAGCCAAUUUUGACAACUUAAUACGCAUGAUACAAUGCGAGUUGAUAGUAGAUGGGCAACUUUAAUGAAUCCUUUAUUUGCAAUUUUUAUUCCCAAAUCUUGUUCAUUUUGUACUUGUGAUUUAUAGGCUAUUUUACUUUGAUAUAUAAUCUAAUGGAGGCUCUAAGUGACAUGUAUUGAUUUGCUUUUGAAAUUUUCUUUUUCCUUGCCACAGUAUCUCCAUUAGAAUUAAUACUUUAAGCAUUAUUCAUCGUAUGGUUCGCUUUAUUUAUUUCGAAAAGUUGUCCAUUAAUUUAAAUAUGUCUAGAGUGUAAGGUGAUAUUUUAAGAGUUCUCUCAAGCUAGAUUAGAGUUAUGUAUUGAGUACAAUGUAUUUAGGCUUAAUGUGAAUAAAUAUGUAUUAUUCCA
Acanthoscelides obtectus is the source of this 3379-nucleotide messenger RNA. The record is from the annotation of a GenBank genome assembly. Lineage: Eukaryota; Metazoa; Arthropoda; Insecta; Coleoptera; Chrysomelidae.